GUUUUGUGGUGUAAAUGUAUGUCAAAUGUCACUUGCUUUUUAUUCUAUGCUUAGGUUAGGUUAAGCUUGGCGGCAGGCGGUUAAAAACUAUUCACAAAAAAGUCUUUAGAUAAUCUUCCUGGAGGAAGAAGAGAACGUAUCUAAUGAGUCAAUAAUUUAGCUUUGAAAAUGGAACGUGAAGUAAAAACUUUUGUUAUACCCAAUGAACUCUGCAAAAGAGCUGGGAUCACAGCAACUUGGCUCACAGUUGAUCAGCUAUCUGUAAGAGCCUUCGAAAAACGAAAUAUCAAGCUGCCAGAUGCUCCUAGUAAUUUUCUUUCAGAUACUCCAUCAUCCAUUUUUCACUUGAGACAAGAGGUUAUUCUUUUUCAUCCUAUUUUAAGGAAACUAGUCAAUGAAUCAUGUGGUGUCUUCAUAGCCGUUCAGAAUCUGAUUGUCAACAAAAACCCUGCUGAUUAUAAAGUAGAAUUAUUUAAAAUGAGUAGGCAGUACAGAUCUAUAAUAAGAGCCUGUCUGGAAAACUUGCAGGAUGAUCUUAGUGAAGCUAAGGGACAAGAGAAAGAGCAACUACAGAAUUAUAUUACAAUAUUUUACUCAGUAGAAUGUAUUUGGCAUUUAUGUGAAAUAUUGUUUGUGGAUAUAAUACCAGGAAACCUAGUGUUGUCUCAGCUGUUAGAAUGGAUAAGAUUUCAUUUCCCAAAACAUGAAAGGAAUGCAGCAACAAUGCUUGCAAGUGAAUCAGUAAACUUGGAAACACAUCAGGAUUAUUGGAAUACUGUUUUUGGUUCUUUAUUGCAAGGAAGAGUGAAAAUUGUUAGAGCCUUAUUGAGACCACAUUCAUCUGCAGAUCAUCCUACAUUUAAGUUGGUUGAUCAAGUCUUGCGUGCCAUGCCUAUAUGUAGUGGAGUGAAUGGAACAUCCAUUAAUGAAUUCAACAUACAGUGGAGACAUUGGACUAUGGAUGUUCAAUCUAAGAUUGAUGCUAAAUUGUUUAGUUCUGAAAAGCAUUUAGAUUUAAUCAUGAGGCUAGUGGUAGGGGAAGAGAAAGCUUGGAUAGAAAUACAAGAUCAUUGUGAGGCUUGGUAUGAAUUCUUAGCUGGCUGGAUGUUCUACACAGAACCCACUGCCAAAUCUUUUGAGCUUGGCCAGUAUGCAAAAAGGAGUAUCACCAAAAUGAGGGUUGCUAAUAACUUGAAGCAUUUGGAUAGGGUGAUUUUAGCUGCAAUGGAAUUUGAUAUUUUCCAGGUGAUCAAGGAAAUCCAGCAUAUGACUGAAAAUGGUUGGUUUGUGGCACAUUUAAGUGACCUUCUCUUCCAUUCAAGCCGGCUCACCAGCUUAGAAAAAGAAGUACCCAACUUCUCGGCAGAAAAACUUAGAGAAUCCUUUAUUUUGGAGUAUGGAAUAACACUGAUGGGACACAAAUCUUUGUGGCCGGUUGGAUUAAGCUACUUGGACCACUGUACUCAUGAUGGAAAUCAAGUAAUUGCCUUAUUGUUACCAAGAAUACCAUUAGACAAUGAAGCUAAAACUCUAAAAAUCAUCAGGGAAGCUAAAAAGAGGGACCUGAAUGAUGUUGUUCAGUGUAUAUGUAAAGCUCAAGGCAUGCUUUCACUGAAGAGAGGAAGGAUAGGGAACGCAUUAUGCUGGGCCUUGAAAUCUCAAGAUGGUCCAUUCACUUCAUACUUGGCGGAUAAAUUUUUACAAGACUACAUUAAGAAUGGCAAGCUAGGCAGCACAGACCUGCUGGAUAAUUUGGGAUCUUGUAUGCUAGUUAGUGACAGAUUGAUCUUUCUUGGAAAAUACUUCGAAUUCCAUAAAUUGUAUCAGACGCAGAAAUAUAAGGAGGCUGCUAAUCUGCUUAUCUCACUUCUAGCAUCAAAAAUAAUACCAAAAUAUUUCUGGUAUGUCUUACUGAUAGAUGCCAUACCAUUGCUGGAAAGUGAAGAGUUACUGUUUUCGUCAAAUGAUACCUUCACGAUAAUGCACUGUGCCGAACAAAAAGAAGAUCUUCCUGAACUAAAGGAUAAGCUCAACAUUUUGAAGCUUUCUGCUGCUAGAAACCUGGCUAGAGCAUUGACAUAUGAAGCACAAAAUGAAUGAUAAUUGUUGGAGACUUUUGUAUUUUAAUUAAUUAGGUUUUUAAGUAUAUUUUGAAUAUUGAUUUUUGUACAUACUCGUUAACCAACAACUGUUUUACAUAGCAUUUUGUUAAGAAUGCUCCGGUAUCCAAGUUCAAACAUAUAGUAUUUCUAGAAAAAUAUGGUAAUAACUGCACGUAAGAUAUUGUGUUCUGCAAAUAUUUGCAAAUUUUUCUAAAGGCAAUACUACAACUAAGACAUUUAUCUUGAAGGAAACGAGUUAAUCUUUCAACUACUGCAGUGGCUUAACCUUUUGCCGCCUACUGGUCUUCCGGAUUGACAAGGGUGCAUUUAACCCUUUCAGGACCGACGCGUCCACGAAAAAACAUGCCUGCUGGACCAGAAUUUUUGGAUGGUCAUAUGACCCGGUGACGGCUAUAUCCGACGAAAUCAUAAAACAGUAUAAUUCUUUUUUUAUUCUAUUAAAGCAUACUUAGAAACACAAACAGCAGUAAAUAGAACUAAAGAAGGUCAAUCAAAACUAAAAUUGAAGCCCUAGAACUAAUACCUAAAGACAAAAAAACAAAAAUAAGAGCACAUCGUAUCAAAAAAACUCGAAAGACAUUUUACUUCAGAAGUGAUUUUCUUCAUGACAUAUUUUGAAGCAUGGAGCUGGACACAACCCAACAUCGCAUUCCUUACACAUAUAUUUGGUUUCUUUUCUUUUCUUAGGUUUUUGUUUGCUGUGGGAACAUACAUAGCAUCUCCUGUAGGCCGAUUUGCUGCCUUCCUUGACUGUAACCAGAUCGGGAAAAUGUCUUUGUGUGAGUCUUUUAUUUCCAAGAUCCAGGUGAACAGAUCUCGAAGCUGUUUUUUGAAACCUGCAAAAAUCGAAAUAUAGAACUAUUUUUAGACAAAAAGAAAUAUAUAUAUAUAGGUACCUUUCCAACAACUGCCUAAUCACUGCAAGUUGAAAUGUGGCCAGUGGAACUUUUGCUGGAUUCUGUGUCAAAUACAUGGCAUGAGCAUUCAAUAAGCAUAUAUCCAUGGUAUGAAAAAAUAGUUUUUUAUACCAUUUCAUGCUUUUGCGCGUUGAAUCAAUGCUGCUGAUCAUCAUAUCACUUCGGUCUACAGCUCCCAUUUGCUUGUUAUAUUCCAAGACACAUAAUGGUUUCUGAAGGUUUUCAUUUGUGACCCUAUCCUUCCUUGGAAGACUGACCAUUUUAUUCUCAUGUAGUGUAGUCAGCAUAGUGACAUCUCGCCGAUCUUUCCAUUUAACCACCAACAUGUUUUCACUGCUUCUCCAAUCACAUUCACCCCUCUUAAGUUUUUUGUCUAAAAUUGGCAUUUCUUUCCUAUUUUGUUUCACGGUCCCACAUGAAUUGGUUUUAUUUUCAAAUAGAAAUGUUGACAAAGUUGGACUGGUAUAAAAGUUGUCAGUAAAAAGAGAAUGACCCUUGUGCAUGUAUGGUUGUAAUAGAUUACUGACAAUUUCACCUGUAGCACCCAAUCCACGAGUAUCUUCUUGUGUGCCUUUGCCUACGUACACUAUAAAAUCCAAGACGAUGCCAGUCUCACAAUCACACAAGACAUACAGUUUGUUUCCGAACCUAUGUCUUUUUGUUUUGAUGUAUUGACGAAAACUGAGGCGACCUUUGAAAAGGACCAUACUUUCGUCAAUAACCAAAUGUUCGAAAGGAUAAAACUGGGAUUUGAAAUUCUCUUUUAGAACGGUCAAAAUAUUUCCAAAUUUCCCCAAUCGAUUGUGAGGCUUUACCUCCUCAUUAUUAGCGAAAUGAGGAUAGCGAUGUAUCUCGCAAUAUCUGUUUCUUGACAUAGUCUGUCCAAAAACGGGAGUGCUGAGUAAGAUAUCUUGGGUCCAGUACUCUUUGUUAUUCAGUUUCUUUACACGUGUCAUAAGCAGAGUUACAGCGAAAAAUACGUAAAGUUCUGGAAUGUCAACGCUUUUCCACUUAGGUGCAUCUCUUUGAAUGGCAUACCUAUUUGUUUCGAUGGCAAUGACGUUCAUAAUAUUUUCAGAUAAAAGACUUAAAAAGAAAUCUACUUCACUGCUUUGAUCAUUUAAACUAACAUUUCUUAAUCCGCUAUUAGUACUAUCAAAUGCAAAAACUUGCGGAAUAAACUCUUUGUCCGUCCAUUUUAUUUCUAACCUCGUACGUUCUCUAAUAAUAUCCAUUCUCUCGUCCAUUGCUGUCUCAGGUUCCAAGACCGGCGUUUGAGAUGAAUCAUGCUUGUUGUCUUCACCUUCAGACACUUGCAAGUAGUCGUCCUCUGAAGAUUCACCUUCCGAGCUGGGAAUAAACUCGCUUCCACUGUCAGCAAAGGGAUCUUCGGGCUCAUCCUCAUCGGAGCUCAUAAGAUAUUGUGAAAGAUUUCGGACUUCCUCCGGGGUCAGCCCACAAUAGCCCGCACCUGCAUUAUCUCUUUUACGCUUAUUUCGUCCUUUUCGACCGUCAGAUGUACUGGGUUCAGCGUUAUCCAUCUCGCACAAUGAACGGAACAACACAAGAGUCAAACACAAACUAACUAUGUCUACAAUGUCCCAAUAAUAACACGAAACUGUUUCAAACCAGUCAUAAUAAGUAGAUUUGCAUGCUCCACGUGUUCGACGCCGAACUCCCCCGAGCGUCCACCGUCGCCCAUGUUCGACAGUGUCGCAUUCUCAAGCCAUUGGUCUGUGGGGAAAUGCAGUGCUGAGCGGAUUUAGCCGACACUGGUCCCUGUGAGAAGUUUAAUUUUUAAAGGUGUCGUAAAUGAUCGACAUUGGUUUUACUCUUUAUGCAUUGUAAACGUAUAUGCAGUCGUCAUCACGGCCAUUAAAUAAAAGGUGAGUGUGCAAGCUCCUAUACAAAAACGUAUGCUUCUAUAUUCCCGGUACCGGCGCAUCACAGUGACAAUGUCCGGCUUUUUUCCGGUGCCGGUCGGUGGUCGGCCAGUGUGCAAGCUUCAAUGCCCUCCAAUGGUUUACUAUUAACCCAUUAAUGCCCAGAAUUAUUUUUUUCUGGCAUUUCACUUAAUCUUUUGAUAUGUUAUCAUUAUUUGGUAACAUUUUCAUAAAUUAUGGUUUUGAAGUAGUUUUUUUUUUUGAUGUAUGAUAAAUCAUACGCUGGGCUACAGUAGGAUGAAAAAAAGU
Acanthoscelides obtectus is the source of this 5232-nucleotide messenger RNA. Lineage: Eukaryota; Metazoa; Arthropoda; Insecta; Coleoptera; Chrysomelidae. The record is from the annotation of a GenBank genome assembly.